Molecule: messenger RNA, 1173 nt
Organism: Acaromyces ingoldii
Lineage: Eukaryota; Fungi; Basidiomycota; Exobasidiomycetes; Exobasidiales; Cryptobasidiaceae
Exons: 3
Coding region: 179-886 (235 amino acids)
Source: RefSeq, a predicted model, not a curated record
AUGCUCCGUCACGGUAGGCCAAGGUGGGCCAGGCGCGCAUGGUCCGGUCCAAGUGAGGGGAAGAGACGCUUCGGCAUGGCAGUGGCAGCUGCCAAGCUGGUCGAUAAAAAAACCUACUACUUGGUAUAUAAGCUUCCACUGUGUGGACCGCCACCCAGCGCUUCUACAUCGCAUCGCCAUGUCGGAUCAGGUAGAACAGCUGCAGCCAAGUGUUACAGAAGUGAAGAGAGAGGAGCUGUCUUCGCCCUUUCGACUCCCCACGCGAGACCUGGACGAUGUGGCACUCCCUCCCAUGCAGCCGAUGGUGUCCAAUGCUCAGCACAGGGGCCAGACCCGGCUGAAGUUGCCGGUGAUGGAACCCAAACACGAUCCCUUUCCAGCUCGCUCCCAAGACACUCCAUUUGUCCUGCCGCGUUCUUACAAGCCUCCUGGCCCCCUGCCUUUGUCUAUCCCUUUCUCGGUGCUGGGCGAGAGCAAACAACAACCAAAGGUUCUGCCAAAGAUUCGAUAUGAGCUUCCGCCACCCACCUACGCUCCGGAAUCUGAGACUCUCCGCCACCGUGUCUCACAGCAGCAGCAGCUAUACACCAGUCCUCCAAAGGGAGAUGUUCGCAAUAAGGAAUGCAGCAACAAGCGUCGUCGUCACAGCAGGGCGAAGGAUGAGGAAGACAGUCAUAUUAACAGUUGUCGUGCCACCGAGCAGCAGCUACAGUACCAAAGAAACCUGCAGCAGCAUCAGCGACAGCUUGUCUGCACCCUGAUAGGAGAAGUGGUGACGAUUGAAAACUACGGCUCUAUCCAGUCAAGUGACCUCGUCAGAGACAUCGAGAGGGCCGUGGCUGCCGGAUGCAAGGUAAAGAUCAACAAUUACGGGACCAUCAAGUGAAGCCCGGCCGGUUCAACCUCCCACGAAGGAACGCUCCGCAGGGCACCGGCCUCAUCAUUCCUCUCGACCCUUCUUUAUCCGUCUCUUCUAGGUUACAGGAAUACCACUGAUACUCCAAACACUGACUCUCUCCACGACCAUCAGAACAGUCACAAAUCCAAGCCGAUUAUUUUCAAUCAUCUCUACUGCGGACCUCACAUUUACCAUGUUGACCCAAUUAAGAAAUACAAGUAGGCGAUUCAACGCUUCUUGAGAGCGGCAAAGCGCUUCUCGAGAUCGUCCAAUCG